AUGUCCACCGAAGGCUCUAGCGACUCGGAGUGGGAUGGCGCUGCCACUCCCAUCACGCCCGUUGUGAUAGACCCGACUGCGGUGACCACGAGCUCACUAAAGGCGCUGCAGAGUGGGGACCAGCGGAAAGUCUUGGAUAUCGUGGACAAGCUUCGACGCACUGGCCUCAGUGGCAUUGUCGAACUUCCGCAAAUCGUUGUCUGUGGUGACCAGAGUUCAGGCAAGAGUUCCGUUCUGGAGGCAAUUACUGAGAUUCCGUUUCCUCGCAAAGAAAACCUCUGCACGCGUUUCGCCACUGAGAUCAUUCUUCGUCGCUCGCCUGCCUCCACUAUCUCGAUCACGAUCACGCCAGACAAGUUACGUCCAAAGCAGGAGCAAGCGAAGCUGAAGGCGUUCAACAGGUCUAUCAAUGACUUCAAACAGCUUCCAGAUAUCAUCGAAGAGGCGACUCAAGCUAUGGGCCUUGGGGUUGUGGGUGGCAUUAAUUCUAAGGCCUUCGCUAGAGACGUGCUGUCCGUCCAGAUCGACGGGCCUGACCGACCUCAACUAACUUUAGUCGAUCUCCCAGGCCUGAUCCACUCUACCAACAAGGCCCAGACCGAAACGGACAAGGAGUUGAUCCUUAACCUGGUCAAGGAGUACAUGUCCAACCCACGCACUAUCAUUCUUGCAGUUGUCUCUGCGAAAAACGACUACGCCAAUCAGAUCAUCCUGAACUAUGCCCGCAAGAUCGACGAGAAUGGCAAACGCACCCUUGGGAUCAUCACUAAGCCCGAUUUCCUUCGUGAGGGUACCGACAAUGAACUGUCCUGGAUCGAGCUUGCCCAGAACAAGGAUAUCUAUCUCGAGCGAGGCUGGCAUAUGCUCAAGAACCGCGGUGACGAUCAAAUGAAGUUCACCUUUGCUCAGCGCAAUGAGGAUGAGGCUUUAUUCUUCAGUAAAGGUCGAUACGUGGAUCUUCCCCGAGAGUAUGUCGGCAUUGACUCACUCCGUGAGCGGCUCAGCAAACUUCUGCUCAACCACCUCAUCAAGGAGCUUCCGUCGCUGAAGGAAGAGAUGAGUACGAAACUCGAGGACACUUCCCAGGAAAUCGUAAAGCUCGGGGAGAAGCGCACUACUAUCGGCGAGCAACGCAUGAUGCUCAUGAAGAUCAGUAUGUCCAUCAACGACAUCCUCAAAUCUGCCGUGAAAGGUUAUUACGAGAACACCUUCUUCGGCGCCAUCCAUAUGGAAGCUGCAGUGGAUGCUAAGGAGAACAUUCGCCGUUUCCGGGCCGUCGUCCAACAUCUCAACAUCAAGUUCGCUGAGGACAUGCGCCUUCGAGGCCACAAGUAUGCUGUUGGCGUGGGUCCGGGUGACGACGACAUCGAGCAAGCGGAAGACAAGAAAGUUCAAGACCAGCUCAAGAAGCUCGCCGAGGAUAUUUCAUUCCUCCCGAAACCGAAGUCACUCACCCGUAAGGAGGCAAUCGGAUGGGUAAAGAAGACCUUGGAGCGUUCGCGUGGCUAUGAGCUGGCCGGCACUUUUCAGCCCAUGCUCAUCAGCCAGCUGUUCUGGGAGCAAUCUCAACCGUGGGAGAAGAUCGCUUAUGAGCACAUCGCCAAUGUUGCCCGCAUCUGCAAGGAGUUCGUGUUCGCUGUGCUGCAGCAUGCAGCACCGGCUGAGUUCCAGCCUCGCCUCACGGGCUUGAGCGUAGAUACCACUCUCGCCAGCUCACUGGCAGCAGCUAAGGAGGAACUGCAGAAGAUCCUUGCAGAUAAGGCCCGUCAUCCCAUGACGUAUAACCACUACUUCACGACUACGAUCCAGAAACAGCGACAGCGAAAGCACCAGAAGAUGACGAAGGAUGCGACCGAGGCGUCUAAGCUCUCAGUCGUUUAUAAUAAUGCCUAUCACACGCACUUCGAUCCCGACAAACUGGAGAAGGCUAUGGCUGACUCGAUCGAGCAAGACAUGGACGUCUUCAGCUCGCAGGAAGCACUCGACAACCAACGCGCUUAUUACAAGGACGAGCUCAAAUACUUCGUCAACGCCGUCUGCAAGGCUGUCGUCGAACGCCAUCUCGUCGAGCCGCUGCCUUCCAUCAUCCUCUCUCCCUUGGUCGUUGCCCAGAUGACGGACAAAGAGAUCGAGUUCGUCGCUGCUGAGCCGCCGGAGAUCACUCAGCAGCGUGCCUUCUUGGAGUCGCGCAAGGCAAUGUUGGAGAAGGGACUUGAUACGUUCAGGGAGGCUAUGGGUGGCUUGAAGCGCUAG
Molecule: messenger RNA, 2253 nt
Organism: Trematosphaeria pertusa
Lineage: Eukaryota; Fungi; Ascomycota; Dothideomycetes; Pleosporales; Trematosphaeriaceae
Exons: 9
Coding region: 1-2253 (750 amino acids)
Cellular component (GO): cytoplasm; microtubule; membrane
Molecular function (GO): GTPase activity; GTP binding; microtubule binding
Source: RefSeq, a predicted model, not a curated record